AUGUGGGUUGCAGAGGGGCCAGCCCCAAACCAGUGGCACCUUUGGGAUCGGGCCCAUGCUGGACGCUUCCUGGCCAUGGCUGACCAUCUCCGCACCACGGGACAGCUGGUGGAUGUGGCUGUGGGCCCAGAUGGUGAUGUGGCCCAUGCUGUGGUCCUGGCCUCUGUCAGCUCCUAUUUCCUCUCUUUCCUGGAGGGCAAGACCAGAGAGCUGCCCCAUGGCUCCCUGCCCCACAUCCCCCUGCCACCAGGGACCACGCCUUGGGGCUGGCAGGCUGUGCUGGCCUUUGCCUAUGGGGGAGCCCUGCCCCAUGGCAAGGAGAAGGAGGUGGAAGAGGCUGCCCAGGCUCUGGGGGCCCCCCGGGUGUUGGCUGCCUGUGCCACACAGCUGGAGGGUAACCCUCAGCCAACUCCUGAGCCCCUUGAGGAGCAGUGGACGACGCUAAGGUCCAUGGGGCAACUCCACACCAGAGGCUUGGGCUGUGAUCUCCAACUCCAGGCAGGAGAUGAGGUCAUUCCAGUUCAGCGCCUGGCCCUGAGCUGCUCCUGUGACUUCUUCCGGGCCCUCUUCACUUGCCCCAUGCGGGAGGCAGCCCACGAUCCUGCAACCCCACUGACCACAAGGCUGUCCCCAGCCGAGCUGCACCUCCUCCUCUCUUUCGCCUACACAGGGGCUGUGGCAGGGCCAUGGCCCACAGUCCUGGAGGCAGCCGAGACAUCCCUGCGCUACCAGGCCUGGGGGCUCCUCACCCUCUGCCUGGAUGUUUUCACCCGUUGCCUGACCCCAGAGACUGGCCUAGAUGUGCUGGCCUUUGCUGUGGCUUAUGGGCUGGCCCAUGUAGGCCGUAUAGCUGAGGACUACAUUUUGGCCACCUUCCCCAGCGUGGUGGCCACACCGGCCUUCCUGGACCUUCCUGCACACCUCCUCAUCCGCCUCCUUCGCUCUGAUGCCCUCAAUGUCCUCCAUGAACUAGAGGCCUUGGAAGCAGCAUCCCAGUGGCUUGUGGCCAAUGGAGGUGGACAAGGCAACCAAGCUGAGGAGGUCCUGUCCUCUGUUCGUUUUGCUCUCAUGUCUGGUCAGGAGCUGAAGAAGGUCCUAUCAGUGGCCGCAGGAGCAGCUAACCCAGGGCUUCUCCAGCAGCUUGUGGUUGCAAGUUUGGCCCCCAUGGCCCAUCUGCCAUGCCGGGUGCGUUCAUGGCCGGAGGUACUGGUGGUCUGCGGCGGGGACACACUGACAACCGACACGGCUGCCCGGAAGCCCAGCAAGCACCUCUGGUUUGCCCACCGCUACCUCAGUGCUGUGGGGCUGGUGAAGCAGGUGGAGUGGCGGGCUCUGGGAGACUUUCCCGAUGGCCCACGCUUCCGCCAUGCUGUAGCUGUGAUUGGCAACGUUCUCUACAUCCUGGGUGGGAAGCGCUACUACGGGGUCCGUGACACCCUGGCUAGUGUCUACAGAUAUCAGCCCAUGGAAGACUCCUGGGAGCACCUGGCCAGCAUGGCCUGUGGGAGGAGCUACUUUGCUGCUGUGGCACUUGGAGGUUUCAUAUAUGCCCUAGGGGGCAGCUCAGAUGAACUCUACUGCAUGGACACUGUGGAGUGCUAUGACCUGGCCACUAACACCUGGAGGAGGUGCCAGCCACUGCCAGUGGCUCUGUGUGGGCAUGCGGCCUGUGCCCUGGAUGGUGCCCUCUAUGUGUCGGGUGGGUGUGACAAGACAUGCCGGUGCCAGGCAUCCCUGCUGCGCUAUGCCCCAGAUGCACCUGCCAUGCUCCUGGCCCCCAUGAAUGGUGAGCGAGCUGGCCACAUCAUGGAGGAGGCAGGUGGGCAGCUCUAUGUGGCUGGGGGGCUGUUCCAGCGAGAUGGGCAGACAGGCUACAGUGACCAGCUGGCCUUUGAGGUUUACAGCCCCAGCCUAGAUUCCUGGGUUCUUCUCAGCCCCCUGCCCCAUGCCCAUGUAGCAGGGGGCGCGGCUGUUCUCGGAGGGGAGCUGGUCAUACUUGGAGGCUACAGUCAUGAGACAUACCAGGACACCCACUUGAUCCAUGCCUACCAGCCAGGCAGCAGGCGCUGGAUCACCCGAGGCACCUUGCCCCAUGCCUAUACUGACUUCCAGGCCUGUGUCCUCACUGUACCCCCUGCCUUGCGUGGCCCUGACCCUCUGGGGGACCCAUCGAGAUCAUCUGGUGACCCCCAAAAUAUUUAG
Molecule: messenger RNA, 2202 nt
Organism: Struthio camelus australis
Lineage: Eukaryota; Metazoa; Chordata; Aves; Struthioniformes; Struthionidae
Gene: KLHL33
Product: kelch like family member 33
Molecular function (GO): protein binding
Source: RefSeq, a predicted model, not a curated record